Nematocida homosporus is the source of this 1407-nucleotide messenger RNA. RefSeq lists its product as uncharacterized. NCBI's taxonomy places the organism in Eukaryota, Fungi, Microsporidia. The transcript has a single exon. The annotation marks the transcript as partial. The record is from RefSeq and is a predicted model, not a curated record.
AUGUCUUAUCUUGAAAUAAUCAGAGGUGUGAAUAGAAAUAGGAUUUAUCGCGGUCGGGAGAUUAGAUAUAGAAUCGUAGUUGUGCUAUGGUCUUUAGUGUUAGUGUUAGUGUUAGGUAGUGUUAGAGGGGGGUGUGGUGAUGGUAUGUGUGAUAGUAAAGUAGACGGUGUUAGUGAUGUUGAUGUGCAGGAAAUAACAACUAUGGAGGGUUGGGAAAAAUCACCGAAGAUGACUGAAGACCUAAAGGCACUUGGGUUUUCGUUUCAGCAUAAGAAGAGUAUCGUCUAUGUUAAGCCCUACAUUCCUGAAGAAGUAGCAGCGGAUGCCUCAAACUCUACUGUCAGUUUAAAUCUAACUAGCUCCACCGAAAGAAAAGACGAAUCUAUGGUGAUGUGGCCAGAGCCAGAGUUGAAAUUCACAAUGCCUAAAACUAGUGAAGUAACCGAAUUGCAGGAGGUUUUGAAUGCAUUGGAGCAUAUUGUUGUUAUCAAAGCCCAGAAGGCAGUAUUUAUCUAUCGACCAAUGUAUUUCAUGACGCCACUCUACAGAGCAGACAUUAUAUCUCAAGUUAUCAACGUGCUAGAGUGUGAGGAGCUGGAACUUAGAAUAGAAGAGUAUGACAUAGAGAGAUACAUGCAUUGGGCUAGUGAAGUAGAGCCCAGUUUGACCGAAUUAGAGGAAACAAUUAGGUGUGCUGCUUCGAAUUCAAAGCACAAUCUCACAAUUAACGUCUGUUGUUUGAAUCCAUCUAUAGUAGAUCUUAUUAGGUUAAAGUUGUCCCAGCGGAAGCUAGUUGCCAAACUCACUCUGAUAGUGACAGUAAUACAGGAUCAAACACGUCUUCUAACCUAUCGCCCAAACCAGGCCACAGCGAGCCAUGAAAAUAAUGUUGAGGCCAGCACCAAUAUUGAUUUCACAGCUCUCCACAAUCAAGAAAUCAAAUGUCAAAGGAUUGUUAUUAAGACAAACAUUGUGUUAACAUUAACUGGUCUUGAGAAUGCUACUACUAACAUUCAUUCCGAAAUAGUUCUAGAGCUGCGUUGGGACACUCUUCUCUAUCUUAUCGAGAAUGCGAAGUCUAUCAUUAAUGUUCAUACUAUUAUAGCUAUUGUUCCUAAGUAUGCUAAGGAACUAUUUCAACCACAUCUUCUUCAAGACCAACCACUCUCUACUCCUCAAAUCAUUGCCACUAAAAUAGUUACCAAAGCCAGCAUCGAGGGAUGUUGGUGUCUUGAGAACAUGUAUAACCAAUACUACAGCCCCGAAGUAUAUGCCAAAUAUGGUAUAUCUGUUGACGAGAGCACAAUUGAGUAUACGAAAAGACAAAAUGGUUUGUUAGAUACGUUAAAGGUCCUUGAAAAGAAUCUAUAUGUGGAUUGUGAGAAGUCGAUAGAACAUGCGACCGCA